AUGCCUUCUUCACUCCCACUCAAGACCCGCAUCUCCCCUCCUCUGGGUGCUGGGCCCUCCCUCGCCGAAGGGGGUGAUCACCUCCCUGGCAAUCUCACCUCGGCUCUCGAGUAUGCCUCUAAGAGGCUCCAGAGGAAAGGAGCAAAGUUCACUCUCCUGGUUAUCCGCAAGGACUACCAGCUUCCGACCUCUCCACUCGGCUCCCCGUCCGCUCAAUCUUUCUCCUGCGGUAGCACUCCCUCCUCCUCGACCUCCAACUCGGUUGCCAGCACCCCAGCCAAGCCCACCUUUGCUCACGCAUUCAAGCAAUUUGUUCGUGGUGACACCGGUCCCAUCAAGGAGAGAGUAAUCAACAUCAACACCGACUACCGCUAUGGAGCCACUUCACCCACAUUUUCCGAAGCCUCCCUCACUUCUGCUUCGACAGCCUCAACAGUCGAUUCCGUCUUCACCAACCACCGCGGCCGUGUAGGGGGAGCACGAUGGCCACUCAGCCCAGGCGCUUCCCAAGCACCCUCAGUGCCCUUAACACCCGCAACACCCUGCUACUCCAUCACCUCCUCCAUGGCCGCCGGUGACAACAUCAACACCACCUGCCUUCCUAGCGCCGGCCUCCACGCCACCCGCGGCUUCGGCCCUGCUCUUCUCCAAAUCCCAUCCUCGCCCACAUCCUCAGACUUCGGCAUCCGCCUCAUCCACGCCAUCCCGCUCAAAGAAAAAGAAGACAAACUCCUCUGCUCCACUCUCGAAAAAGCGGCCAAAAAGUUCAACAUCUCCCCCUCUUCCCUCCCUCCACCCAUCCCCGCCUCGACACUCGGCCUUCCACCCGAGCUUUUGCACCGCUCUCUGGCCCAAAACGAAGUCCUCUUCGGCCCUUCCUCCUCUUCCUCCGGAGCAGCGGGCCUCCGCCUCUUAUCGCUGGACCAUCUGUACACCUUCCGCUCGGCACUGCAGUGCUACACUAGGACGGUGAACCACAAGCCAUCGGUGUCGCGGUCGAUUGCGCACCGCAGGUUGGAAGAUGCCAUGGAUGAGUUGAGAAGGUUGGUGCUGGGGAACGGAUGCCAGAAGCUGAAGAAGAGUUGUCUUGUGGGCGCGUAUGCGCGGUUUAUGGAUCCGGUUAGCGAUCGGAGCCUAGAGGAGGUGGGGAGGAUGUAUGGAAGGGCGUAUGGGCGCAGGGAUCACAGGGGAGGACGGGAUGUGAGGGAGAAGGGGUGGGUGGAUGAUACGGUUGAGAAGGUGGAGGGGGUGGAGGAGGGAGUGUUUGAGUUGAUGGGUGAUCUUGGGAUGCCGCCAGCCAUGAUGAAGAAGGAGAGGCCGUUGCCGGUGGCGCCGGUGUCUGAGAGGUGGGUUGGACCUUAUUAUUUUGGUGGUGUCGAGAAGGCGGUUGUCGUGGCGGAGGAGGACAUUGAUCUUGACGAGAUCACCGACAUGAUGGACGAGAUUGAUCUGGAAAGCAAGUUGGAGAUGGACGACAUCGAGGCUUGGUACCGCAAUGUCCAGAUCGGUGUAGGACAAAUAGGUGUGGGAAGAGAGGUGCGGAUGGUCAAUGUCAACGGAGCUCAACAGUAUCGCCAGGUUCAACCACCCCGAGCGGCUGCUCCCAUCCCAACCGUCGACAUCAACAUCGACAUCGACAACGACGACAGAACCCCAACCCGCGAAGUCGAGCGCGUCGUCAUCCACGAAAUGCAAGAACUCCACCGCACAACCCCCCGACUAUCCCCAGCACCUCCCGGCCGAUCAGCCAGACCAAAUAUGCUCGCGGGCCUCAAGCUCCAAACCACAUUCGAUCCCAGACCACCAAAAUCAUCCAACAAAAAAAGGUCACCCCGACAACGCCUUGCUCCUCCCAGCCCAGCCCGCCAGUCCGACCUCGAACUGACGACUCCCAUCCGCGUCCAGCGCACACUCGCCAAGAUGGAACUCGAGCUCGUCAUCCCGCCCACCAAGCCCAAGCGCGGCGGUUUCAUCUAUAACUCGCUUUCUCCCCUUGAGACUAAAUCCCCCAAAUCGCAAACCUCAUCCCCUUCCACCGUCCAAGGUGCUCAAUCCCCCUCUUCGGACUUUGACUCCCCAUCAACAGUCAUCAACUCCAACCCCACCACCCAAUCAACCCCCUCCUCAUCCUCUCCAUCCUCCUCCUCAGAAGAAGAAGAAGAAGAAGAACACACCGCCCGCCCUCUCGACUCCCCGCGCACCGCCCUAACAGCAACAAGAAUCAACAUCUGGCUUCCGCACUCAUCAGGCAACACCCUAGAUGGGAUUUUGCACAAUGGCGGUAACUCCAGCUCCAGCAGCAACCUUGCGAGCUCGGAUGUCGACGAGUCCGACUACUCCGACAACGAGAGACUGGAGGUGUCACCGGGCGGUGGACGGUAUAAUCGGUUUGGCAACAGGCUGGGCCCCUUGACGCCGAAUGGGUAUGAUGAUAUCAGCCCGAUUACGAGGGGGGAGUGGGGGUUUUUGAUGGAUGUUGGGGGAGCGGGGGGUGUGGGUGGGUUGGCGAGGAGGGCGGGGGUUGAGGCUUUGUGAGUUUUCUUUGGGGUGGUGUGAGUUUGGAGUUUUGAUUGCUUUUUUGAGUGUUUUGGCUGUGCGGUGGGAAAGGGGAUAGGGGAGAAAGGCUUUGCUUUGGGGAGUGAGUGAGAGAUGUGUUUCACGGGGGUUGAUUAUUACUCUUUGGAUUCUUACUAUCGUUCUUUGAUACCAAAUUUUGAAUAUGGACUUUUUGGUUUCUUAAUCUGAUGACCAAAUGGUGGCUUGUUGUGAUUAUGCUGAAUGUGAGCUGCAAGUGUUCGUUGAAGUAAGUUGACUUCAAGUCAUAUGACAGAGGUAGCAUUAUUGAACAAGUUAUAAGUG
Molecule: messenger RNA, 2859 nt
Organism: Neurospora tetraspora
Lineage: Eukaryota; Fungi; Ascomycota; Sordariomycetes; Sordariales; Sordariaceae
Exons: 1
Coding region: 1-2535 (844 amino acids)
Source: RefSeq, a predicted model, not a curated record